AUGGGCAUCGGGCAUGUUCGCUAUCCUACCGCCGGGAGCUCAAACCACGCCGAGGCCCAGCCGUUCUACGUCAACUCGCCCUAUGGAAUCUGUUUCGCCCACAAUGGAAACCUGAUCAACACGUCGAGCCUGCUCCGCUUCAUGGACGCCGAAGCACACCGACACAUCAACACCUCCUCAGAUUCAGAAGUGCUCCUGAACAUCUUCGCCAACGAGCUCCAAAAGACCGGCAAGUUCCGCAUCAACGAGGACGACAUCUUCACCGCCAUCGGCGGGCUCAUGAAGCAGGUCCGCGGCGCGUACGCCUGCGUCGCGAUGCUCGCUGGUUUCGGGAUUAUCGCUUUCCGCGACCCGAACGGGAUAAGGCCGUGCGGGAUGGCGUCCCGCAAGUCUGCGACUUCGGACGGCCGCGACUGGCUUAUCUCGAGCGAGAGCGUUGUCGCCGAUGCUGGAGGAUUCUCCGACUGGGAGGAUGUACGGCCUGGGGAGGCGAUUAUCAUCACUCGCAGCGGCGGCGUCUCGCGCAGGCAGGUGUCCGAGCCGGCUCAGUUCGCUCCGGACAUAUUUGAAUAUGUCUACUUCGCACGCCCGGACUCCGUCCUCGAUGGGAUAUCGGUGUACCGCAGCCGUAUGGCCAUGGGCGAUGCGCUCGCCGAUGAGGUUCGCCGCGUGCUCAAGGAGAAGAAUAUCUCGGUCGACGUCGUCAUUCCUGUCCCCGACACGAGCCGCGUCGCCGCGCUCAACCUGGCACAAGCGCUAGGCCUACCAUACCGCGAAGGCUUCGUGAAGAACCGCUACGUUGGGAGGACGUUCAUCAUGCCUGGACAGCAGAUGCGCAAGAAGAAUGUACGGCGCAAGCUGAACGCGAUGGCACUGGAGUUCGCAAACAAGAAUGUACUCUUGGUAGACGACUCCAUCGUACGCGGAACAACAUCCAAGGAGAUCAUUCAGAUGGCCAAAGACGUCGGCGCGAAGUCGGUCAUUAUGGCUUCAUGCGCCCCGCCCAUCCGAUACUCAAAUGUCUACGGCAUCGACAUGCCCUCACGCGUGGAACUCGUUGCGCACGGUCGUACGGACGAGGAAGUGGCGGAAGCCAUCGGCGCCGACCUCGUCAUCUAUCAGACUCUACCCGAUCUCAUCGAGUCCGUGCGCGGAUUAAACCCCGCGAUCAAGGAGUUCGACUGCUCAGUGUUCUCUGGACAGUACGUGACCGGCGGCGUCGACGAGGAGUACCUGGCUGGCCUCGAGCGUGUGCGUGCGGAUAACGCGAAGGCAAAGCUUCAAGUGGGCGGGAUCAGCGCGUUGGAGGGUAAGGGAGGCGGAGGUGUCGAGGCUCCGGGCGAGGAACAGCCUGCCGCUGCUACUGGGCCGCCGGCGAAUGGAGAUGAUACUGUAGGGUUGCAUAAUUCAUGGAGGGCGAGCUGA
Molecule: messenger RNA, 1425 nt
Organism: Peniophora sp. CBMAI 1063
Lineage: Eukaryota; Fungi; Basidiomycota; Agaricomycetes; Russulales; Peniophoraceae
Source: the annotation of a GenBank genome assembly